Molecule: messenger RNA, 1332 nt
Organism: Ornithodoros turicata
Lineage: Eukaryota; Metazoa; Arthropoda; Arachnida; Ixodida; Argasidae
Exons: 5
Coding region: 120-1223 (367 amino acids)
Source: RefSeq, a predicted model, not a curated record
UGGGGCUAAUGGCCAUUCUCCGUCGGACGAAGAAGAAGAAGAAGAUUGUUCCACUGGUUGCCUUGCAGAGGACUUCCAGCAGUCUUUAGCUGCAUUUGCCAGCCUCGCCAAUUUUCGUAAUGAGCGACGACACGGGCAUUAUCGUUGAUGAGCCUUCUGAACAACAGCCAAAUGUUAAGGGUGAUCGCAGUCUCUGGACAAGACGUCCGUCCAUAAAGGGUUUCCUGGUACUCGUCGCAGCGGUUGCAUUUUACGUGCUAUCACCCUUCGUCUUCCCCGCACGACCACGGCCUCUGAGACGGCCCCUACAAUUCUACGGCGUCGACAAUGUUACCGGAUUCGGUUCUUACGUGGUACCCAACAUCAUCCACUACGUGCGGUUCGGACAGCCGAACGUCUCAUUCAUAGAAGCCAUGAGCAUACGCUCCGCCUUCAUUAACCACGGUCCGGACGAAAUCAUAAUUCAUUGCGACGUUUGCCAGCUGGACGGACCGUAUGGCCAUUUGGUCCGCGAGAUACCUGUCUUAAAACUCAACAAACGGAUGCGGCCACUGAGCGUUUUCGGACUCGAGGUGGGCGGCGUCGAGCACGCUUCGGAUAUUGCUCGUCUCCAGACUCUGCUGAGGUACGGAGGCAUGUACCUGGACAACGACUGCAUGGUCAUUCAGCCCGUGCACCGAUAUCGUCACUUUGAGGCGACGAUAGGCUGGGUAUAUGGGGCGUACAUGGGAAACAUGAUAAUGCUGGCCGCUCCCGGUGCCCGAUUCUUUCGUCUGUACCAGCAACUUUACAAGGAGUACAACCGCAGCUCUUGGUAUUACAAUGCCGGAGACCUACCCACCAUGCGCCUGCUGUGGCAUCAUCCCCACCUUAUUCACCGAGUCCCUGUCCUCAUUGGUGUCGGCUAUUCUAUGCUGUAUAAGCUGUACAAUCCGGGUUUUCAUCCCGAUUGGAGGGAUUAUCAUGUGGUCCACACAUUCCUGCGCCACCGUUCUGCGAAGGAAGACCCCUUGUGUGCGAUACCGUAUGACUUGAAGAAUGUAAGGACGUACAACACAUCACUGGGAGAGAUGAUGCGCGAGGUUCUCUUUGGUACGUCCGAGUACGUGAACGACACCGCCGAAGUGAAAACAGCAGUCGAACUCUACGUUGCGAAGCGACGGAUGUCGACGCCGUCGUUGACGGUACAAAACACUACCGAUCGUGGAACCAGUCGCCGUUAGUACGGCAAUGUGCAAAUAGGUACAUAGCUGUAAAUAUGUAACGAUGAAAAAGUGUGUCUACAGGAAAGUCCAAUGUCAAUAAUUUAUUAAAGGUGUCACUACAAGAAGA